Messenger RNA from Filobasidium floriforme, 4675 nucleotides. RefSeq lists its product as uncharacterized. Bases 202 to 4521 code for a protein of 1439 amino acids. Gene Ontology annotation, cellular component: plasma membrane. Lineage: Eukaryota; Fungi; Basidiomycota; Tremellomycetes; Filobasidiales; Filobasidiaceae. The transcript is spliced from 8 exons. Gene Ontology annotation, biological process: Ras protein signal transduction; positive regulation of GTPase activity. The record is from RefSeq and is a predicted model, not a curated record. Gene Ontology annotation, molecular function: protein binding; guanyl-nucleotide exchange factor activity.
GUUCAGACGAUGUGGAAUGUCGCUCGUUCGUACAUCAUACCAUACUCUCCCAACAAUUAACACGAGUUAGGCGAUCAAUUAUGCGGGAAUUGAAGCUGUGAAAACGAAUUCACGAGCCUAACAGGCACACCUCCACAAGUAGCGAAGCAGUCACGACCUCGAUCACCCUAAAGCGACAUACCCUUCGCCUACCGAUCCGUCAUGCAGUCGUCUUCAUCCGCCUCGAUCGCCUCUCAACCUGGCUCAAGUCACCUCUUGCCUUCUCUCUUCGAAGCACCUCCGGACGAUUUCGUCAUCGCUCUACACGACUAUACGGCCCCGCCGUCGAGCAGGACGCACAUCUACCUUUCGUUCCAGGUUGGAUGCAGGAUCAGGGUGUGGAACCGGGACGAGAGCGGGUGGUGGGACGGCGAGGUCGUCAACGAUCCGGAAGGAAGGGAGGUCGAUGCGACGUAUGGGGAACAGUUUGGCAAAACGGGGGAUGGGCGAGGAUGGUUUCCGAGUAAUUUCGUCGAAGAGGAAGGACCGGAUCCGAGGCGUCCACGACUCGAUCCUCGACGGGCAUCCGAGAUGAGCAUGUUGUCGUAUCGCUCAGGGACCUCGACAUCAAGCUCAUCCAUUGAUGAGAGUCGACGGAACAGCGGUCAACCGUCCACUCCAACCUCGGCUCCGACGUCAAAACGAACAGGGGGAAAUCACAUGUCACAUUGGCGUGAAGCACCUCGUCCGAACCAGCAUACCGUCACGCAUUCAGAACCCAUUGCCAACCCACACCAUCGACAUCAUCAUUCUCAAGGCUUUUCCUCACAGCAGUACCCGCAACAGCACCAGCAUCAGCAUCACCACUCGUCCUCAUCGUAUACAGGCAAAAAGAACUUUGCCGCCAUCGAUUGGAAGAUCGAGACCGAGAUCACGGUGACCCUCGAACCGAUCCACCAAGCUAUGGGCUUGAUCCGCUCGGCUGUGGGGUCGAGGAAGAUCUCGCACUUGCAGCCCUCGACCGCCUGUGCCAUCUCAGCCAUUCGGUCAUUACUCCUCGCGACCGACUGUCUGUCGAGAGAAUCAGAGCUUCUGACCCGGUUUCCUGCACUGGCAAAGAUCAGAAAAACGAUCCUCGCCAACCUGGCCGAGCUAGUCGCGCUGGCCCGAAGCGCUAGCCAGCCUUACACCCCGCAACUCGGGGAACCGCAGGGUGACGGGCUGGAAGAGUUCAAAGAGGCCGAGCUGGAGGGUAUGUUAAAGUCGAGCGAAGAGACCUUGGAGAAUGUCAGGGUAUUCUUGAAAGCGCUUGUCAAGUGUGGCAUCGAUCUACCAGAGAGAAAGGAUGCGUCGGAAGGAUUGCGGGGAGAGUCGGGCGGAGGGUUAAUCCCCGCAGGAGGAACGUUGCAGCAACAGCAACAGCAGCAUGCGAGAGGAAACUCGUCGCCGGGAGACACGGUCGGCAACGGCAGAUCGAGGCAGAGCUCGGUGAAUUCUUUGGGGAUGACACGAUCUGACCAGGAGCGGCGGAUGGCUCUGCAAGCUAAGAGCAUGGGCAACCUCAAGAUAAACACACGGGGUCUUCGACCGGGUUCGACGGAUCAAGGUCGUGACCCUCGAUUUCACCAGCAACAGAGCAGUUCGCCGGUCUCGGCCCGUUUCGACGUUGCCGUCGAAGAAGUCAGCGCCGGGUCUGGUUCAGAUUUCAAGAGGGGUCGGAGUCGAUUGGGUCCAGAUGCGGGAUCGAUCAGCUCGGUCUCAUCCGUGGGAUCGUCAAACGACUAUCAUCCGACCGUACACCGGCGAGCUGUCUCGAACGAAGUCAGACAGCCGGCACUCGAGACGGUGGACAUCGUCGUAGGAAUUGGGAUGACAUUCGACUCGUUGCUGUCUGUCGCUGCGGCUUUGAUCGGUCAUGUGCAAUGCCACACUGCCGCUUCUCAUCCUUCUUCGGUUGCCCUCUUGGUGGAUCUUUCGCGAGAAACCAUAGAUAAGAUCCGGGAUUUGUUGGCGAUCGUCGAACUGGUCAUCGGUCACAAGCCAACCGCUAGGAACCAUGGGAGGGAGAUCGUUGCGCUGGUCCAGGCAAAGGACCAGAUGUACCAGACGACGUCUGCACUGGUCGAGGCGGCAGACAGGGUGGCAAGCACGCCGCAUACAGACAUCCCUUCAGAGGAGGACGACGUGAAUAAGGAGAGAUUAUUGAGUGCCGCAUCGAUCAUAAUGCGACCGGCGAGGGAGUGUGUCCGCUUGGUCAAGAUAUGCGGGAACAGAAGAGAAGCGAUGGAGACCCUCGGACUGGGCAUCCGGAUCGAUACCAACGGCACAGAUCAGGGUCGGUUCGAAGUCAACGGCAAGGCUGAGGACGAGCGCGAUGACGAGGGAAGCCGGCGGGACUCGAGCAAGAGAUCGUCCCAUGCCAGCUCGAUGUCCUCGGCAUCGCGCCAAAGUCGGGAAGAGUCUUCCGGUUCCGAGAGCGGAGCGGGUCAUAGCAGCCUGCUGGAAGCGUACGUACAAGACUAUUCGGGACCAAGGUCGGCACCCCUGGAUAGGGCAUACCGAGUUCCUUUGGAUGACGAGCAGGAGAUCAUGAUGACACCCGCGGAGCAAGCCGCACGGAAUCGUCCUCAUCGGCCAUCUCUUGCAUCGGUACAUUCUUCGCCUCUACUGCAGACUUCUGCAGACUUUGGCAGUGGCAACCCGUUGGCAACGCCUUCUGGACCCCGUCGAAGGGGUAGAGCAUCGAGCUUCACGUCGCCCGGCCAUACACCACGUUUGAGCCAAGAGCGGUCGCCUCGGCCACCGUCGAGAUCGGUGGAUUUGGGUGGAGGCACGCCGAGCGAUCUUUCAUUCUUGAGCACGCCUAGGGCGGGCGAAGAGACCUUUACUCGAAGACCGAGUAUUCCGGAGAGUGUGGGGUCCGAACAUGGAAGCGUGCAAGCGACACCUCGACCUCCACGUUGGUGGUCAGGAGAAGGCCAGCAACCGCCACCUACCCCUUCAUUCCCAACGCAGGAGCACCAACUGGUUCCUCGGGACGUCCGCUUUGAGGAUGCACCUACCCCUCAGAAGAACAAGCCGGCGCCAAAGGAAGUCACGGCAGCCGACAUGCGCAUGUUUUUGGUAUCCCACGACUAUAAUCCCAAGGACAUUGCGUACAACACGGAUGGCGCGCUGAUCGGGGCAACUCUUCCGGUCUUGGUCGAGAAGAUGACGCCUCACGAUGGAUCCGUCGACCCGGCUCUGUGGGAGACGUUCUUCCUGACGUUCCGCCUGUUCACCGAACCGAAACUGCUUCUCGAAGCCAUCGAAGCGCGAUUCGACGUUACGCCACCCGUAAGAAUGCCUUUACAACAGGAAACGGUGCGAAUGUGGAACGAAAUGAAGGUCGCGCCUAUUAGGCGGCAAUUGUUGGGCUUCAUCAAGAGCUGGCUGGCAAACUAUUGGGACCCAGUUGCAGACAACGGCAUCACGCAACCGAUGCGAUUAUUCUUGGAAGAUCGCAUUGCCAAAGCCUUCCCGGUAGAGUACCCGCGUUUAUUGGAUCUGCUCGACAGGCAUGCUCGAACCAACCUGCCCGAGUCCUCGCCGGUCGCUCGUGUCCGACAACUCCGCUCGAGCUCUUCGGCUUCGAUCAUGGGCACUCCUUACCACCGCCCCUCGUUCAGCAUGUCGUCCUCCAAUUCGGCUCUGCCGCCGACGCCCAUCAUGAACAAGCAACUCUUCAGUUCGCUUAAAAGCGGGUCUUCGCAUAUACACGUGACCGACUUUCACGCUUUGGAACUCGCUCGGCAACUCACCUUGUUGGAAUCAAAGCUGUUCUGCGCCAUCGAUCCUCAAGAGUUGAUCCGGCUUGGCAAGCCAAAGGCGGACAGUCUCAAAACGAUGAGCACUCUGUCGACCCGGAUCCAUGGCUGGGUCAUGGAUCGUAUUCUAGAAGAGACCGAUUUGAAACGCCGCACAGCCUUGCUGAAGUACUUCAUCAAGCUGUCCAACCGAUGUCUGGAUCUGCAAAACUUCUCGACGCUGUUUGCUAUCCUCGCAGCUCUCAAUAGCAGUACUAUCAUCCGCUUGAAGAAGACAUGGGAUGGACUGCCUGUCAAGUAUCGUAAUAUCAUGGACGAUCUGCGCACAUUGGUGGAACACACCAAGAACUUUCAUGUCUAUCGGACCCGCCUCCGAAUGGCUGAGGGUCCAGUAUUACCCUUCUUGGGUCAGAUUUUGAGCGAUAUAACCUUCACAGCAGAAGGAAACCCAAGCACCCGGCCAUCACCCAUGGAUCCAAACACCAAGCUCAUCAACUUCGAUCGACAAGUCAAACUCGCCAAGGUUGUGACCGAAUUUACCCGUUAUCAACAACCUUACAACCUUGCCAUUCUCCAAGACGUACAGAAUUGGUUAACUAGCGUGCUUGCCGAGAAGGGUAGCGGGUCCCUCGACGCGCUAUAUCGAAGAAGUCUCAUGCUCGAGCCUCGACAGGGAUCCGAGUCAAUCUCCCAAUCGAUUCUGGAACGGCCAGCCUGGUUGGGCGGCCGCGUCUAAUAAAAUUCUGGAUGUAAGGACAGUAUCUAAGCCUGUAUAAUCUCGCCCGGUGCAAUCGAAUCAACAUGCAUGGUAGCGUAGCAAACCCUAUGUAUCUAUAUGAAAAGGCGGCCCUUCGCCAAUACCGGUAACGAUCACAAUCAUGAAGUUCUCA